This is a messenger RNA of Cheilinus undulatus (humphead wrasse), 4464 nucleotides long. It is a transcript of the gene sulf2a, whose product is annotated as sulfatase 2a. Bases 493 to 3153 code for a protein of 886 amino acids. Gene Ontology annotation, cellular component: plasma membrane; cell surface; Golgi apparatus. Gene Ontology annotation, molecular function: calcium ion binding; N-acetylglucosamine-6-sulfatase activity; glycosaminoglycan binding. The transcript is spliced from 23 exons. NCBI's taxonomy places the organism in Eukaryota, Metazoa, Chordata, Actinopteri, Labriformes, Labridae. The record is from RefSeq and is a predicted model, not a curated record.
UCUCUCGAAGACACAGCUUGUCAGAUUGGUUAAUUAUAAAGUCCUUUGUCUUUCUUUGAAGAUUUCAUCGGCUUUUGUUGAAAAAUAUAUCCCGUCUUUUGUCAGUUGGCUCACUUACAGCAGCAGUUUUACUUUAUAAUUUAGGGUACAGAGAAUAUUACGGUAACCGGAAGAGGUCGCUGUGAAACAAUGGGAGGUAGGACCCGAAAAAGUUUUAGGGACACAGUGAAGUUUUUCUUUUUAUAGACGUCCUGUGACAGUGCAGUAGUGAAGCAGCGCUGUGGGAUCCAGAUCUCCUCCUCAACCAGAGACCAGAGACCUGAAACUGUGCUGCAAAUGUUAUAAACAUGCAAGAGCUUGGCAGUCAGAGGCUGAUUCCUGUGGGAGCGGUGAACAUCAGAGACAGCUUGUUUAGAGAGGAAGGCUGAGUGAAAGAGCUGCAGACGUCCGUGUGAGCAGUGAAGGACUGAAGGGUGACUGCAAGGUAGUGUGAUGGCAGGGCGGGGGCUUUCCGCCCCUCUCCCUCUUCUUCCUCUCCUCCUCCUUUUGAUGGGGAUCCUUCCUGUGGCCCAUGGCUCUGGCUACCUUUCUGGAUAUCGCCAGAGGUCUCGACUGCAGAGGGACCGCCACUUCCGCAAUAUCCGACCCAACAUCAUACUCAUUCUCACAGAUGAUCAGGACAUAGAGCUGGGCUCAAUGCAGGCCAUGAACAAAACCCGGCACAUCAUGGAGAAAGGCGGCACACAUUUCUCCAAUGCCUUCUCCACUACACCGAUGUGCUGCCCCUCCCGUUCCUCCAUCCUGACAGGAAAGUACGUGCACAACCAUCAUACCUACACCAACAAUGAGAACUGCUCCUCACCCUCCUGGCAGGCCCACCAUGAGCCACACACCUUUGCUGUGCAUCUCAACAAUUCUGGCUACAGGACAGCCUUCUUUGGAAAGUAUCUGAAUGAGUACAACGGCUCCUAUGUGCCCCCUGGCUGGAAGGAAUGGGUAGCACUGGUUAAGAACUCACGCUUUUACAACUAUACCCUCUGCAGGAAUGGAGUGCGAGAGAAGCACAGCAGCGACUACCCAAAGGACUACCUGACAGACAUCAUAACCAAUGACAGCAUCAGCUACUUCCGUAUGUCAAAGAAAAUGUACCCUCACCGUCCAGUCAUGAUGGUCCUGAGCCAUGUUGCUCCGCACGGUCCAGAGGACUCCGCCCCACAGUACAGCUCUGCCUUCCCCAACGCCUCCCAGCACAUAACCCCCAGCUACAACUAUGCCCCUAACCCAGACAAACACUGGAUCCUACGCUACACAGGACCUAUGAAGCCUGUCCACAUGCAGUUCACCAACAUGCUGCAGCGCCGCAGGAUGCAGACCCUGCUGUCUGUGGAUGACAGUGUGGAGAAGGUGUACAACAUGCUGGUGGAGACAGGGGAGCUGGACAACACCUACCUCAUUUACACCUCAGACCACGGAUACCACAUCGGCCAGUUUGGUCUGGUCAAGGGCAAAUCAAUGCCGUAUGAGUUUGAUAUCCGAGUUCCCUUCUAUGUGAGAGGACCUAAUGUGGAGCAAGGUGCAAUUAACCCUCACAUAGUGUUAAACGUAGACUUAGCACCAACUCUGCUGGACAUGGCUGGUGUUGAUAUCCCUGCUGAAAUGGAUGGAAAGUCUAUCCUCAAGCUGCUGGACACAGACAAGCCAGUCAAUAGGUUCCAGUUGAACAGAAAGACUAAGACUUGGAGAGACUCUUUUCUGGUGGAGAGAGGGAAGCCUCCACACAAGAGAGCUGAUGGGAAGGAAAUGGCCCAGGAGGAGAACUUCCUGCCAAAAUACCAGCGAGUAAAGGACCUGUGCCAAAAAGCGGAGUACCAAACCUCCUGCCAGCAGCCAGGACAGAAGUGGCAGUGUGUGGAGGACCCGACUGGCAAGCUGAGGCUGUAUAAGUGCAAGGGUAUGGCUAGUCUCUAUGCCCCACGUAUGCAGGCUCUGAUGGCCAGAGGUGCCUCACCGCUGUCUUCUACCAUGAACUCAGGAACCUGUAACUGCGCUGAUGUGGGCUUGAAAGCAUCAGUCAUGAAGAGGAAGAAGCUUCUCACCAAGAAGAAGAUGAAAUCGAGUAAGACUGUCUCUAGGAAGCGCUGGGCCCGCUCUGUGUCAUUUGAGCUGGAUGGAGAUCUAUAUGCAGUAGAUCUAGAGGAGGGCUAUCGGCCCCUGGGCUCCAGGAACAGCAGUUGGACCUGGGGCAGGACUGCAGUAGGGGAGAAUGAGGAGGACAAUGAGGAGUUCAGCGGAAUGGGAGUCACAGCCAAACCCACAACCAGUAAUCAACUCACGCCACCUGCUGCCCUGAAAGUCACCUACAGGUGUUCUAUUCUCAUGAAUGACACUGUUAAAUGUGAUGGAGGUCUCUACAAGUCUCUUCAAGCAUGGAAAGAUCACAAACUGCACAUUGAGCACGAGAUUGAAACAUUGCAGACCAAAAUCAAGAACCUGCGGGAAGUCAAAGAUCACCUGAAAAAGGUGCGGCCUGAGGAAUGUCAUUGUGACACCCCUAGUUAUCUGUUCAAGAAUAAGGACACUUUUAGGCUCAAUGCAGGACGCAUGCAUUCACUCAGAAUGUCCUCAAAGCAGAAGAGUCAGUGGUUGCAGAAAGAGCAGAAGCGCAGAAAAAAAUUGCGUAAAUUCCUGAAGAGGCUCCAGAACAACGACACCUGCAGCAUGCCUGGCCUCACAUGCUUCACCCAUGACAACCACCACUGGCAGACAGCCCCCUUCUGGACAAUGGGUCCAUUCUGUGCAUGCACCAGUGCCAACAAUAACACUUACUGGUGCCUAAGGACCAUCAAUGACACACACAACUUCCUGUUCUGUGAAUUUGCUACCGGUUUCCUGGAGUAUUUUGACCUCAACACUGACCCAUACCAGCUGAUAAAUGCUGUCAGCACCCUGGACCGCAAUGCUCUGAAUUCAAUGCAUCAACAGCUCAUGGACUUACGGGGCUGUAAAGGACACAAGCAAUGUAACCCAGAGAAGGGAGGAAAAGAACGAAACUACUUCAGUGAAUACAGGCCAGUUCACCGUCGAAAGAGGCCAAAAGUGAAGAAGCCUUCCUCCAAAUCGCUAGGGCAGAUUUGGGAAGGGUGGGUAGGUUAACCACCUGCAUCCCACAAUCCACCACACUGGCCUCCUCCAGCAAAGAAAAGAGAAGGGGGAGUGAACUUGUGUCUGAGGACCUUGACCACACUUGGAUGGACCAUAACCUGAGACAUUACCUUACUGUAAUUUAGGUUUUAAUUCCUGAGAAGGCUGCUCUGUAACUCUCCCAAACAGAGGAGAUGCUGGGACUGAGAGGAAGUGUAAAGACUCUUGUUAUCACUCCAACUUUCACUCCUGUUUCGUCUUCAUUUCAAAAUUCUGUAACCAGAAUCUACAAGGAGCAUUAGCAUAAACGGGAUGCUGUGCAUCAAGUGGGACUGCCUGGUGUACACAAGCCACUGAGUCUAACUGUUUGCUUGUACAUAGUUUAUAUGCCUGUUUUAAUCAGCUUCCUUUCAUAUUGCAUUGGACUUAAAGAAAACAUGGCCUGUAACAUGUCACCUCUGCUGCUACAAAAGGAUGUCAUCACCUAAUGACAUCUCUGUGGCACAAGCUGAUUAAAAUAACACAAGACAUAUUUUCUUCCUCACCAAUAUGUCUGCACAUGAGAGUGGUAUGGACUUCAAAAAGCCAAUUGUAACAGACUCUUCAUCAUAAUUAUCUGUAAUAUAGUUGAUUUAACUCUAAUGAAUGUCCUUCAUGACACAUCAUCUUCCUGAAAGCUGUGACAUGUGGGUAGAGACUACCUGCCUUGACCCAGUCCCCUCUCCUGUCAGUCGCACUUGAAAAGGACUACACUAACCACUGUCUCACAAUGAAAACCUCUCAGAUCUCUUGACCACUGGCAGAAUAUGCCACUAGUGAAUGCCAUUUUCCUCCUUUGUAUUGUUGAUACCACUCUGUAGGAUUACCAAAUAGUUUGUCCAGCUUCCUAUACAUGGUGCUACAGGAUAACAAUACAGAAGUAAACUCUUGCUGUACAGUACAGUAUGUAUUUGAAUGUAUGUUGUGCAAUUAAUAUAAAUGUUUACAAUAUUUUUUAUAAUACAGAAGACGAAGAAGAAGAAGAAGAAGAAGACCUCAGAAUGGACUUAUGGGGAGAAAUGUAGCUUGGGAACUUGUAUUGCCCGCGGUUGUAUGUUUGUCCUUUUCUUAUUUACAUCAGAAAAGCACUUAAAGGGUUCACUGUGAACAUAUGCGCCAUGUACAUGUAAUGGAAAUAUUGUUUACUGUGUGCCAGAGGAACAACACAGCAGUGUAAUACUUAUUGGUGUGAUUUCAGCUACCUGCCUUUGUAAGCUUCUUUGAUUUUUUUAGCCAGUAUUUCCGUAGACCUGAGUGCUGAUAGUGAUUGUGAAUAAAGUGUCA